Moneuplotes crassus is the source of this 865-nucleotide messenger RNA. NCBI's taxonomy places the organism in Eukaryota, Ciliophora, Spirotrichea, Euplotida, Euplotidae. The record is from the annotation of a GenBank genome assembly.
CAUAUUGAAAAAUAAAAUUUAAAUUUAAGUUUUUAUAAUAAUAAAAUGGAAAGUACUACUAAAGCUAUUGAAGAAGAGAACACCCAGAUAAUCAGCCUAGAGAAGUCUGUCCUGGCAGAAGCCAAGGAGCAAGAGGUCACCACAUGUCAGAGCAUCCUCUAUAAGGUUCUUCAAAAUAAAAAAAUUGAUCCAUCGGAUCCAGACUCCGAAAAAAUUUCACUAAACAGUGGACUUAACAUUUGGUUGAACAAAAUCUGAGAUGUCAAACUUUUGAAAAGUUUGAAGAGUCUUAAGGUUUUUGAUAUAGGUUUGCUUUCUUUGGAUAGGAUUGCUUCUAAAAAUAGGCGUUUUGUUUUAAACUUCUUACAAUCCUCAUUCCCAAAUAAAAUUAAGAAUCUCGAUUUUUGGCCCAGUGACCAAAUGGAUCUGAAAAGGUCAAACUACUUAAACUCCCUGACCACACUCAGCUCAAAAGUCGUUCGAAAAGUUCAGUUUGGAUAUUUCAGAAUGGGCCUGCCCCAACUCAAGAGGCUCGUGGCAGCUUUUAGACAUGUGAGAACUUUGGUAUUCAGAAAUUGCUGGCUAUCUAUCCCAAGUGUUCCUGAUUUGUCAAAGGCUCUGAAGAAUUGCCAAAUCCAGCAAAUAUAUUUAUUCGAAUCAGGACACUCGGAUUGAAGUGAUUGGAAGAACAACUUCGACGAGUUCGAGAACUUGGUGCAAGGGUUAGCAAGCUCUUCAGAUUUAAGAUUGAGUCUUGAAGAUUUAAUUGUCUAUGACUGCGGAGUAACCAAAAAUAAAGUUGAACAAGUCUUUGAAGAAAACCUGCUUGGAGGAGUUAACAUAAUUGGUAGAGAAUAAAUUUUGG